This is a messenger RNA of Caenorhabditis bovis, 927 nucleotides long. Lineage: Eukaryota; Metazoa; Nematoda; Chromadorea; Rhabditida; Rhabditidae. The record is from the annotation of a GenBank genome assembly.
AUGAGCGAUAUUCUCGAAGUUUACGAUUCGAAGAGGACUGAUCGCCUUCUGGUGACACUCGAGAAUAUCACCGGAUCGGAGACGAUCGCGACGAUCAAGACGCGAAUUUCGCAGAAGAAGGCCGCGUUGACCGUCGAGCGGCAAUCGUUGAGGCUUGAGCCGAAGGGCAAAGCGCUCGACAAUGACAAAAAACUCUCCGAUUUGGGAUUGUCGAGUCCGAAAGCCGUGCUUUAUAUCAAGGAUUUGGGACCGCAAAUCGCGUGGAAGACGGUGUUCCUUGCCGAGUACGCCGGACCAUUGUUGGUUUAUCCGAUCUUCUACCUCCGCCCGUCGUUCAUUUAUGGCGGCGACGCGUCGAAAGCGGCCGUCCAUCCGGCGAUCUUCUACGCGCUCAUCGCGUGGACGUUCCAUUACGCGAAACGUUUGUUCGAGACGCAAUUCGUGCACCGAUUCGGCAACUCGACGAUGCCGCUGUUCAAUUUGUUCAAGAAUUGCUCGUAUUAUUGGGGAUUUGCCGCGUUCGUCGCAUAUUUCGUCAAUCAUCCGCAGUUCACGCCGCCGUUGUUUGGCGAUUUGCAAGUCUAUCUCGGAUUGAUUGGAUUCGUCAUCGCCGAAUUUGGAAAUUUGUCGAUUCACAUUCUGCUUCGAAAUCUUCGUCCGGCGGGAACACGCGAGCGUCGAAUCCCAAAGCCUGAUGGAAAUCCCCUCUCAUUGCUGUUCAACUACGUGUCGUGCCCCAAUUACACGUACGAAGUUCUUUCGUGGAUUUGCUUUUCGAUUAUGGUCCAGAGUUUUCCCGCGUUGUUGUUCACCGCCGCUGGUUUCUUCCAAAUGAUGAUUUGGGCAAAGGGAAAGCAUAGAAAUUAUUUGAAGGAGUUUCCGGAUUAUCCGAAGCAGCGCAAAGCCAUCGUCCCAUUCUUUAUUUAA